Molecule: messenger RNA, 174 nt
Organism: Ostertagia ostertagi
Lineage: Eukaryota; Metazoa; Nematoda; Chromadorea; Rhabditida; Trichostrongylidae
Source: the annotation of a GenBank genome assembly
AUGAGUCGCAAUAUGCGGCGAACAGUUCUAAAAGGACAUAAUUCACGAAGAUGGCCAACUCUAGAACAGAAACUGUCGGCUGUGCAGUGGAUCUAUGCUAUGUGGACAAAAAAUUCAAUGCUACUCAUAAAUACUAUGCGGUUUUGUGUCUUUAUGGGAGACCAUCACUGCCAC